CCUAAAUCCAAAUCGGCGCCGGAAAUCCCUUCAAAUCCCCCCCGAAUUCCGCUCCAUUUCACCCUCACGUUUCCCGGAGAUGGACGUCGGCGUCGGCGGCAAGGCGGCGAAGAAGGCGGUGGGGCGGAAGCUGGGCGGGCCGAAGAAGAAGCCGGUGUCGCGCUCCGUCAAGGCCGGGCUCCAGUUCCCCGUCGGCCGCAUCGGCCGCUACCUCAAGAAGGGCCGCUACGCCCAGCGCGUCGGCACCGGCGCCCCCGUCUACCUCGCCGCCGUCCUCGAGUACCUCGCCGCAGAGGUGCUGGAGCUCGCCGGGAACGCGGCGCGGGACAACAAGAAGAACCGGAUCAUCCCGAGGCACGUGCUGCUGGCGAUCCGCAACGACGAGGAGCUCGGGAAGCUGCUCGCCGGGGUCACCAUCGCGCACGGCGGCGUGCUGCCGAACAUCAACCCGGUGCUGCUCCCGAAGAAGACCGCGGAGAAGGCCGACAAGCCGGCCAAGGCGUCCAAGGACAAAGCCGCCAAGUCCCCCAAGAAGCAGGCGCGCUCCUAGCUUCAUGUCCUUCCAUUCAUUGGUCACUGUAUAUGCAGUACUUAGUUUGUUCGAUUCGAGAUUAGUUCGUAUCACUAGGCAUUUAACUGGAUGUUUUCGAUUUUAGCUUGCAAGACACUAGGGUAGUUCUAAUGAGAAGAUGAAGUGUCUCGCUUUGUCUUCUGGAUCCCAUGUGCUUCAAUAUGUGGUUUCUCAAUUGAAAUUUGUUUGUGUUCAGUAAGUUUAA
This is a messenger RNA of Oryza sativa Japonica Group (Japanese rice), 776 nucleotides long. The record is from RefSeq and is a predicted model, not a curated record. Lineage: Eukaryota; Viridiplantae; Streptophyta; Magnoliopsida; Poales; Poaceae.